Selaginella moellendorffii is the source of this 594-nucleotide messenger RNA. RefSeq lists its product as uncharacterized. The transcript has 3 exons. The coding region runs from base 169 to 576 and encodes 135 amino acids. NCBI's taxonomy places the organism in Eukaryota, Viridiplantae, Streptophyta, Lycopodiopsida, Selaginellales, Selaginellaceae. The record is from RefSeq and is a predicted model, not a curated record.
UACUUAAAUUCUGCAAAAGAAUACAUGUGUUGGCCCAUGCAGGUCUCGAACCUGCGACCCUUGCGUUAUGAGCGCGACGCUCUAACCGACUGAGCUAAUAGGCCAAUCUGCUCAAUAGGGUUUGCUCACGAAUUCGUUGGACCAAGGAGACCUAGAUUGCCAUGGCGUAUGCCGUGGCAAUGGCGUACAUUGUCUUGUUCUCCCAACGCAUCGUACGGCUACCUAGAAGAAAAGCUUACUGGUGAUUGGUAUGUAGUUAGUUCAGAUUUACCGUCGGCUAGUGGAUCCCAAAAGCAAGAGCUUGCCGUGACAAGCCCAGCGCCGUUCUUUUGCAUGAUCAUACAGACUGUGGAUGUCCAUUGGCCGAUCUAUAAGAAGAUCGCCACUGAUCGCAUAGAGCUUGCGAGCGAUUCAUCGAGGCAUUCCUUGAGGAUGUUGUUCACGUCAUCGCCAUUGAAUUUGGGCUGCGACAAGAGCAGAUUGAUCGAUGGAUUUGCGGGAGAAUUUCUUCACUCACAUCGAUUGCCGGCUCGCUUGCUUCUGCCGCCGCAGCCGCCAUUCUUCCGAUCAGCUUGAAAUCGCGAAAAAAAUUCC